Messenger RNA from Pocillopora meandrina, 5032 nucleotides. The record is from the annotation of a GenBank genome assembly. Lineage: Eukaryota; Metazoa; Cnidaria; Anthozoa; Scleractinia; Pocilloporidae.
GUAACUGCCUACGAGGUUGUCAAAAACGGCAUAAAUAUCACAGUGUUCGACACUCCGGGACUUGCAGACGCAACCGGCAAUGAUGAAGAAUAUCUGCGGAAAAUCAAGGAGAAAGUAGCUCACUUCGACCUGUUUCUGUUCUGCACUGAGAUGACCAGUAAGCGAUUCCGCACCGACGACUUGGAAACGAUAAAGAAGCUUACAGAAGCCUUGGGGGAGAAACUUUGGGAACAUGCUCUUGUGGUUUUAACCUUUGCCAACGAAGUCCCACUAUCGCCAACCAAGAAGACAGAUGACGUACCUGAAGCAACCGCUUUCAAUAACCGUGUUUUAGCUUUCAAGAAAGCGAUAAACAAACAUUUGGUUGCUAUCGGAGUACCUGAUAUUACAGCGACUAAUGUGCCAUAUACGCCAGCCGGAGAGUUGGAUGAUCCAAGACUUCCAGAUAGAGAAGACUGGUUAACAGCAUUUUGGAUCGCAGCUUUCAAACGUAUCAACAGGAACGCAAAAGCUGCUUUCCUAAUGGCAACUGUCGAUCGUAUUUCAUUUUCUUCCACCGUUAGUGACGGAAACGAAGAAAUCAAAGUAAGGAAAGAUGGCAACGUUGUCAAUCUUGACCAGUUCGGUAAUUUAUCCAUUGAAGAAAGGAAUGCAAUCACAGAAUUCAGAGCAAAAUUGAAAGAGGGCGACUUUGACGAAAAAUUGAACCGUUGUUUAAAGAAAACCAAGAUGUCCGACGAACCUGACCAAGAUACAAAGGUGUCAGGUCCCUCCAUCAAUGUGGACGAAACGUACUCUGAAGAAAUCAUUAAGGAUGUGUUUGGUGGUGUAACAGGGCAACUCAUCGGUGAGCUGACCGGUGCUAAAUCUGGUAGAAAGUACCAAACAUUCUUCGGCUGGCUAACGAAGUAUUUUACGAAGUCUUACCCAACUUCCCGACCCACUUAAGCUAGACCAGAAGGCAUGAAGAAAUGAUCACAUGGUGACCAAAAGAGUGAAGAAGACAAACUAUUUGUCAUUAAUAAUAUCAACCAGUUAAACUAUGAACAUAUAAUAUGUUAACGUAAAUGAACUCUGUGUAUUUUAAAGGUUCAUGUCACGUUCCUGAAAUAAAAUGUUCUUUAGAAAAAAGGUUCAGAUAGAUUGCAUAUAGCUCCAAGCGUUUUUUUGUUACAAGAUAAGACGAGUUUCAAGCAUCUGUAGAUAAAGUUGCUGAGUGAUGAGUUCAGGUAGAUUGCAUGUUAUAUGUGGGCUUGUUAGAGAUCCAAGCGUUUUUUUGUUACAAGAUAAGACGAGUUUCAAGCAUCUGCAGAUUAAGUUUCUGAGUAAAAUGAAGCUAUUUAAUACAGAGGAUUGAUAAAUUAAACUUUGAAAAACGUCUUUUGUGAUUUUUCUUUAAUUUGUGUUAUUAGAAACACCACCCAAAAGAAAAGGAUUAUAGAAUUUUUGUUUCCGUGCCUGAAUUUUAAGGGAAAAGAUUGACAAGAGUAUUUACCACAGCACCACCGUGUCUACGAGCGCUUUUCAUUCAACAAAUUUAUUAUUGUUUUCUCCUCAUCAUAUUCCUACCAAUAGCGUAGCUCCAUUUUCUGCAAAUAAAACCACACACAACCCACAAUUCCUUUAAUCGCUCUGACGAAGGGUUUAAACGAGCUCGAGGCGUCAGCUUUUCUAGCUCUUUGCGGUGGAUAGUACUAAAUUACCCCAUCUUCACUAAAGACCGAGCAUUUGCCUUGCCUUUCAAGGUAGGUUGAGUGGAUUAAUUUGUGCAACUGAUUUGCCGAUAGUCAUCUAACAGUACAUUACAGCGACAAAGAAGACGUCGAUUUAGAAAUGAAUAUACAUUUUCAGUUGGAAUUUCGCGAAUGACUGGAUGUGCUUACCAUCUCUAACGUCGACGCAAGUUAACGUUAGCAUGACGUAUGAGAGCGGCGUUGAUUUCUAAGUGGAAAAGUUAAAUAAUUUGCCGUCGACGUUUCUUUUCUCGGAACACGCAGACUUUCAUAAUUUCACGUUGUUAAUUGCGACUGGAAGCAAACGACGACAACGAGAACAACGAGGACGUGGCAAAACAAAAGAUCUAAUAGGCAAAACGAUUGCUCAGCUCGUGCUUUUUAAAGCUUUGUAAAUUUCUUAGGCUUGCUCUGCAAAACAACAACAACGUGAAAUCACCAAAAUUUGCAUGGUCUGCGAACGGAAAAGGGGAACGACAAAUUAUUUUGAUUUCCAUUUGGAACUCAAAGCUGCCAACAUAAUUAUGUUGUGCUGAAGUAAAGGUGUGGCUUUGUAAAAAGUAAACACAUCUUGUCAUUUUCGAAAUUCUAACGAAAAAUAGAAAUUGACUUUUUAAUCGACUUCCUCUGUGGCGUAGCUUCCUGAUUGCUUAAGGUCCCUAUUUUUCAGAGGCCGGAUAAGAAAUGAAAACAGUUUUAAAAGGGAAGCGCUGAGCUAUUGUUCUGCCCAAAGAAGUCUUUCAAGUUUUUAUGUCACGGCCAAGUCAUCGUUUCCGUCGCCGUCGUGGCUUUUUUUUUUAGUUUUUAAUUUUAAUUUUAAAUCUUAUAUAUUUCUGAUACAAAAUACAGACAUAAUAAAAGUUAUUACAAAGAAAAAGGAGGUUUGACCAACAACAGCCGCGCAGUAGCUGCAGAGAGCAUUUUCACCAAAAUAAUCUUUAUAAAAAAAGUAUCUUUCGAUGCCGUCCAAUGCUUUCCCAUGCCGUCUGUCGUGUAUUCGUGGUAUCCUUCGAUACGUCGACAAAAUUCGGUUUACAUUUGUUCAGGUAUUCACUAGUUGUCGCCGUUACGAAUUAAACAUGACUGGUCAAAAUUGCAGCUUUAUCUUCGUGCGCGAUGCGAUCCACGUUUGGAGAAGUUGGAGCCGAUUUUGCUGGCAAAAGUCGAGUGUAUAUUAUGAUCGAUAUCGAUAGCAAGAUCUACUCUCGCUCGUCAUUAAGAAAAAAUAGGUUUUAACGGGGUUUAGACAGUUUUACGCUAAUUCCGACAAAUUUUUUGAAGGAAUCUUCGUUGGAUAAUUUGUUGUAAGAUGUUUCUUCUUUUUCCAAAAAUCCUCGUGUCCUUUUUCCAAGGAUCAGCGCGUCCUAUUCUCGAUACCAGCUUUGACUGAUUAAAGACUGACAGAUAAGUUUGCCAACAAAAGGCAACAGAUGACUGAAAUAUUGACCAAAACUUAGCGUCAUAUGGUCACAAAAAUAGGCUGCUUGUAUAAUUUAAAAAGAAAAACUAAGCUUUGUUAAUGCAAUUCUGUAGAGAUUAUGCCAUGAAACGCGUCACUAAAGUCUUACAAGCACAUGCCGUCUUUCGCGUAUUCUUGGUAUCUUUCGAUACGUUGACAAAAUUUAGUUUACAUUUGUUCAGUCAGGUCUUCCCUAGUUGUCGCCGUUAAACAGUACUGUCUAAAAUAGCAGCUCUAUUAUCGUACGCUACGCAAUCCACGUUUGGAGAAGUUCGAGCCGAUUUUGCUGGCGAAAUUUGAGUAAUAUAUUAUGAUCGAUAUCAAUAGCAAGAUCUAUUUUUGCGCGUUAUCAGGAAGAAACAGUUUUUUUUUCCACGAAUCUUUGUUCGAUAAUUUGAUGUAAGAUGUUUCUUCUCUUUCCAAGAAUCCUCGGGUCCAAUUCUAUAUACCAGCUUUAUUUGAUUAAAGACUGACAGAGAAGUUUGCCAACAAAAGGCAACAUAUCACUAAAAUAUUGUCAAAAUAAUUAAAGUUAGUCAUGUUUCCUGUAGCGAUACUUUCGACCGAGAAAUAAUUCGCUCUUUCUUCGCAUGUGCACCGUAAGUAUCUGUCAGAGAAAUCUGUAAAACCUUGAGAUUCUGCGGCAAAUGAUCCAACUUUUUUAGACAACCGUGACACUGUCUACAAUUAAAUGUAAGCAGAAACGAUCACACGACUGACAUUUCCUUUCGUUUCGUUUCGACAUCGUCUCGUUUCGUUUCGUUUCGUAAGCGCGAUGCCAAUCGAACAACGAUCUCUCCCUACUCUAUUCCAAAUAUCACCUAAAAUCUUUUUCUAUAUCCUGAAAGCAAAGUAGAUAACUGAACGCGGACACUGAAUUGCAAAUUUACCCGAAAUAAUGGAAAAUAAGUUCACUUGAAUUAUUGUCUUUCUCGCUAGCACGCAAAAAAUAUCAUCAAGUCAAAUAAUUUUGCAUAGAUUAGAGUGACUUCCCUCGCUUUCGUCUCACCUUGGGGAGGGGGGGGGGUGGGUACAGCUAACGUAAGCUAACGGAUAACCAAAGUAUUGGCCAACAUUCAACAUCUUACGAUCACAAAAAUAGCCCGUUUGUAUAAUUUGAAAGAAGAACCAAGCGCACCUUUAAGUAAACUAAAUAGAGAACAAAACACAGAGCACUCAAAGUAUUUGAAAGAAAAGCUAAGCGCUCCCUUAAUGUAAAAUAAAUAGAGAAAAAAACACAAGGCACUUAGAGUAUUGACCACCGAAUUUGAUCAAUAUUUUUAGAUGGAAGAGGAUGAAAUACAGGUUGAAGGUUUGAAUGCCUGAACUGAUCAAUAUAUUACUAUGACAAUACCACAGCAAAUUGACUGAGGAGAAUUAAGCGCAAGCAAAGUUAAGAUUUAUCAAAAUUUUUGUCAGCGAUGUAAAUUUUCUUGCAUUCUACUCUUCCGCCACGUAGCACGUAACCAGUAGUCGGGCGACUGAUCCCACAUGGAAAUAAAACACCUGAAGAUCAGAGUAUCAUAAGCCGAAUUUUGAUUUCUCGUCGUAAUCAAAAACUAAGCACUUACGUCUUCAUAGAUGACUCAAAACUGUUUCAACAAAUCAACUCUUUAAAGGCUGCGACACGAAUGAAGCACGUGUGAGCAAAAUCACUUAAUGAUCCAAUUGAUGCCAGAUGUUGUCCGAAGAGUAUUUAUGUCGGCGACAUAAUCUUUUGGCUGAGGAAAACAAACAGCGUAUUAUUAUUUUGACAAUGCUUACUAAAUAUUUCUUACUAAUUUUCUAUCCACAAUGGUUUGGUCAAUUUUACACAUGUUUUAUUUUCUUCCUCUUAUAA